GGCGUUCGCUGGCAGAGUUGGCGAGCAGCGCCUGCGCACUGCGGUGUCCGUCGGGGCGGGAGGGAACGGCGCAUGCGCAGAUUGUUCCCAGGCUGUCUGACAGUAGCGGCGGCGAGAGGCAGCGCGCCGAGCUGUUCCCGCCUCCGUCCGGUUACCGGUCCCGUAGGUCACAGCCUGUUGGCGCCCCUCUGGGGCGGAGCAGCCGGUCUCCGGCCGCCUAUCGGAUCCUGACCGCUGUUCCUGCCGACCACCGCCGCCGCCAGUCGGCCGGUAGCGGGUCACCGAUCGACCGCUGACGGCCGGCGGCCGGACACGGAAUGGCCACGUCGGUGCGGUUCACGGUGACACCGACCCGCGCCGAGGACGUACCGGGGCUGGGGGGAGGCCCCGAUGUCGCCGGCGGCGGGGGCGAUGCGCCCGACCGGCUGCAGGACGGCGAGACGGCGGCAUCGCAGGGAGUUGGCGACCCGGGACGAUCAGCGAGCGGUGCGGUGGAAACGGGGGAAGACAGAAGUCAAAGCUCGGUUACAGGUGAACACAUCAAGCUCCUAGGGGACCACCCGGAUAAGGACCUCACCAUUUUCCUCAACAAGGACUACACGGGGAAUGUGUAUGGAGAUAGGAACCUGGCUCUGUUUGAGGAAGAGCUGGACACCCGACCCAAGGUGUCGUCCUUGCUGAACCGGAUGGCGAACUACACCAACCUGCCACAAGGGGCCAGGGAGCACGAGGAGGCUGAGAGUGUGGGUGACGGACGCAAUAGUACGGUGAAGGGCCCAAAGAUGGGAACAUUAGUUGGUGUCUUCCUUCCCUGCCUGCAGAAUAUCCUUGGGAUCAUCCUGUUCCUCCGGCUCACCUGGGUGGUGGGUACCGCCGGGGUCCUACAGGCCCUCUGCAUCGUCCUGCUCUGCUGCUGCUGUACCAUGUUGACAGCGAUUUCGAUGAGUGCUAUUGCCACCAAUGGUGUUGUCCCAGCGGGGGGAUCUUACUUUAUGAUCUCCCGGUCACUGGGCCCGGAGUUCGGGGGAGCAGUCGGCCUCUGUUUCUACCUGGGGACCACGUUUGCAGGAGCCAUGUACAUUCUGGGAGCCAUCGAGAUCCUGUUGACAUACAUGUCCCCAAAGAUGGCCAUCUUCCAUACGAAUGACGUGAAUGCGGAGACAGCGGCCAUGCUGAACAACAUGCGUGUGUAUGGAACCUGCUUCCUGAUCCUCAUGGCCCUGGUGGUCUUCGUGGGAGUCAACUACGUCAACAAGUUUGCCUCAGUCUUCCUGGGCUGUGUGGUUAUCUCCAUCCUCUCCAUCUAUGUGGGGGCCAUCAAGUCUGCCUUCUUUCCACCCGACUUCCCGGUAUGCAUGCUGGGGAACCGCACGCUCUCAGCCCACUCGUUCACCAGCUGCGCCAAGGAAGUGCCAGGCCACAACCAGACGGGAGGCUCUGAGCUCUGUAAUUACUUCUGCGACUCCAAUGGCUCCUGUGACCCCUACUUCAUGCACAACAACGUCACUCCCAUCCAGGCCAUCCCCGGACUGGCCAGCGGCAUCAUCGUCGAGAACCUGUGGAGCCAGCACGAGGAGAAGGGGCGAAUCGUGGAGAAGGCCUCACUGCCCUCGGUCGACGUCCACGGCUCCACGAGCAACCAUAUGCCCUACAUUUUCACCGACAUCACCACCUCCUUCACCAUCCUGGUCGGCAUCUUCUUCCCCUCUGUCACCGGUAUCAUGGCUGGCUCCAACCGCUCUGGGGACCUGAAAGAUGCCCAGAAGUCGAUCCCCAUGGGGACCAUCCUGGCCAUUCUCACCACCUCCCUCGUCUACAUCACCACCAUCAUCCUGUUUGGUGCCUGUAUGGACGGAGUCGUUCUCCGGGACAAGUUCGGAGGGGCGGUGAACGGGACGCUGGUGGUGGGAGCCCUGUCCUGGCCGACCCACUGGGUGAUUGUUGUUGGUUCUUUCUUCUCCACGUGUGGGGCCGGGCUGCAGAGCCUGACUGGAGCCCCCCGACUGCUGCAGGCCAUCGCCAGGGACAACAUCGUCCCCUUCCUGCAGAUAUUCGGCAGGGAGAAGGGGAACGGAGAGCCCACUUGGGCCCUGUUGCUGACGGCGGCCAUUGCUGAGCUGGGAAUCCUCAUCGCCUCACUGGACAUGGUGGCCCCCAUCCUCUCCAUGUUCUUCCUGAUGUGCUACCUGUUUGUGAACCUGGCCUGUGCCCUGCAGACCCUCCUCCGCACCCCCAACUGGAGGCCUCGCUUCCGAUACUACCACUGGAGCCUCUCGUUCCUGGGGAUGAGCCUGUGCCUGGCCCUGAUGUUCAUCUCCUCCUGGUACUACGCCAUAGCGGCGAUGCUCAUCGCCAGCAUGAUCUACAAGUACAUUGAGUUCCAGGGGGCGGAGAAGGAAUGGGGAGACGGGAUCCGCGGUCUCUCCCUCAGUGCGGCCAGGUACGCACUGCUCCGUCUGGAAGAGGGACCGCCCCACACCAAGAAUUGGAGACCCCAGCUGCUGGUCCUGCUGAAGCUGGACGAGGACCUGCACGUCAAGUACCCGGGCCUCCUCACCUUUGCGUCGCAGCUGAAGGCGGGCAAGGGUCUCACCAUCGUGGGCUCCGUGCUGACCGGCAACUUCCUGCAGAGCUACGGGGAGGCGGCUGCCGCAGAGCAGACCAUCAAGUCCCUGAUGAGCAGGGAGCGGGUGAAGGGUUUCUGUCAGGUGGUUGUGGCAGCCAAGGUGCGCGAGGGCAUCUCCCACCUGAUCCAGUCCUGUGGGCUGGGUGGGAUGAAGCACAACACUGUGGUGCUGGGCUGGCCCAACUGUUGGAGGCAAAGUGAAGACCCCCGCGCCUGGAAAACCUUCAUCGGUACGGUGCGAGUGACCACAGCCGCACAGCUGGCCCUGCUGGUGCCCAAGAACAUCAGCUUCUUCCCUGGCAACGGGGAGCCUUUCACCGAGGGCACUGUCGACGUCUGGUGGAUUGUGCACGAUGGGGGGCUGCUCAUGUUACUGCCCUUCCUGCUACGCCAGCACAAGGUAUGGCGGAAGUGCAGUAUCCGCAUCUUCACGGUGGCCCAAAUGGAGGACAACAGCAUCCAGAUGAAGGCAGACUUGGCCACCUUCCUGUACCACCUGCGCAUCGAGGCCCAGGUCGAGGUGGUGGAGAUGCACGAUAGCGAUAUUUCAGCCUACACCUACGAGAGGACGCUGAUGAUGGAGCAGCGAUCCCAGAUGUUGCGCCAGAUGAGGCUGUCGAAAACUGAAAGAGACCGAGAGGGAAUCACCAGCUCCUUCAGCAGUCUGCCUGUCCCACAAGCGCAGCUGGUAAAGGAUCGGAACUCGACGCUGCGGCUGGCCAGCCUGGGCUCCGACGAGGAGGACGAGGCUGACGGAAUUCCCGACCGGAUCCAGAUGACCUGGACCCGGGACCGGUACCAGGAACCGCAGUGGAGCCGAUGCCAGACCCCCGAUGGCUUCCGGGACCUGAUGGACAUCCGCCCUGACCACUCCAAUGUCCGGCGGAUGCACACGGCGGUCCGGUUGAACGAGGUCAUCGUCAACAAAUCCCACGACGCACGGCUGGUUCUGCUCAACAUGCCAGGCCCCCCAAGGAACAGCGACGGUGAUGAGAACUACAUGGAGUUCCUGGAGGUGCUGACCGAGGGACUGGAGCGCGUGCUGCUGGUCCGAGGAGGGGGCUGCGAGGUUAUCACCAUCUACUCCUAGCCCCACCCCACCCUCGGCACACAGCAAGAUCCCAGCACCGGCUGGACCGGGCCAUGGAAGGGGCUGUGGUGGUGGUGGCGGGGGAGACACUUACUGGGUAGGGAGAUGGGGAAGAGUGAGGGAGGGGGAAGAUUGGG
Molecule: messenger RNA, 3853 nt
Organism: Mobula hypostoma (lesser devil ray)
Lineage: Eukaryota; Metazoa; Chordata; Chondrichthyes; Myliobatiformes; Myliobatidae
Product: solute carrier family 12 member 6-like
Exons: 26
Coding region: 318-3716 (1132 amino acids)
Biological process (GO): potassium ion import across plasma membrane; potassium ion homeostasis; chloride ion homeostasis
Cellular component (GO): plasma membrane
Molecular function (GO): potassium:chloride symporter activity
Source: RefSeq, a predicted model, not a curated record